Messenger RNA from Alnus glutinosa, 1599 nucleotides. Its product is annotated as putative F-box/LRR-repeat protein At4g00320. The record is from RefSeq and is a predicted model, not a curated record. NCBI's taxonomy places the organism in Eukaryota, Viridiplantae, Streptophyta, Magnoliopsida, Fagales, Betulaceae. Gene Ontology annotation, molecular function: protein binding. The transcript is spliced from 3 exons. The coding region runs from base 1 to 1599 and encodes 532 amino acids.
AUGGAGCACAAAAUUGAUCGGAUAUCCGAAUUGCCGGAACCAAUUCUAGAGCACAUCUUAUCAUUCAUCCCCUUGGAAAAAAUACCUCAGCUUAGUAUAUUGUCCAAGAGAUGGCAAAACGUUUGGGCUUUGCUCCCCAUCCUGGAAUUCAAUCAAUACAUUCGGGAAUUUAACCCUGUAAAAUUGGGCAGUAUUUCAGUCAAUGAGAAAGAGCAGAAAAUCAGGAGAAUGAAAUACGACUUUAUUUAUUUUAUGGAGAAAAUUUUACAAAGCCGUUAUAGGCAAAGGCUAAGUAUAAACAAGUUUAAGCUCGAAAUGUUCGACAUCGAUGAAUCGGAUUGUGCUCUUUUGAACCGUUGUAUUGGGUAUGCAAUUGAAAGCAAUGUCAAAGAGUUCAAUGUUGAGCUAGAGUAUGAUCAGCUUGUGGAAGAGCCUGAGCACUACUAUCAGUUGCCUGAGAGCGUUCUUACAACAAAAUCAAUAACAAAGUUGUCAUUGUAUAAGGUUAAGUUCGAUUCUUUUAAUUGUGAUAUUAACUUACCCUCUUUGAAAAAGUUGUAUUUGCAUGAAGUUCGUGUGGACGAGCAGUUUAUCCAAACUGUAAUUGCAAGUUGCCGUGUGCUAGAAGACAUAUCCUUUAAAGGUUGUUAUGGUUUUAAAAGCAUACAUGUUUCAGGUCUUCCUAAACUCAUGGUCCUCAAGCUGAAGUAUAAUCAUGAUCUUAAGAGAGUUGAGGUGCAAGCAUCGAGUCUUCAAUCUCUACACAUCGAUAACUUUUGGAUACCGUGCCAGAUCAACCUAGCCCCGUGUGAAAGCCUAAAGGAGUUAGUCUUACAUGGAACCACCAAAACAAGCAAAUGGUUGCAUGACAUUCUUCUUAAACAUCCACGCGUAGAGAAGUUGGAUCUAACAGGCUGCAAUAUGUUGGAAUGGGUUUAUAUUUCGAGUCCCCACAUGAAAACCUUAAAUCUUUCAAGGUGCGAAAAGCUGGUUGAAGUGAACAUUAAUGCUCCAAACUUACAUUCACUCGGGUAUUGUGGUGGUGUUAUAUCCUAUGCUUUGAACGUUACGGCUCUAUUCGAAGCUAAUCUCAAUUUUGUGGGAAGGAUUCCUUGGAAUGUUGAAAAGAUUGCAUUCCUUGCAAACUACUUAAGUCAUCCCAAACUAUUGACAUGGAGAACUGUAUUUAUUGAGGGUGUGAUUAUUCCAAAAGAAUUGAGAGAAAGCCAACAACCAUUCCGGCCAUUAUAUAAUGUCAAGAAGUUGGAGUUAAAAGCAUAUUUUUCGCCUAAGAAAAACGAAUUCAGUGAACUCGUGGACUCCAUGUUAUGGAUUUGUCCACUUUUGGAGAUUCUAUCCAUAGAAUGCAAAGAUGAGAAUAAGUCAGUUCACAAUAUAUUUUUCAAGUUCUCAUACGAAAACCCAGUUUAUAAAGGCGGGGAGAAUUUCAAUUGUUGCAAACUACUUCUAGAUCUAUGUUGGCGGCAUUAUUUAAAGACUGUCAAGAUUGAGGACUCUGGAGGACUUGCAGAUGAAGACGAUCUAAGGAAAUAUUUUUAUGAGAAUGCAAAAGUAUUAAAGAGCUUCCAAUAUGCUUAA